AUGCAAUAUUCACUUAUUCUCACGCUUUUGUCUAUCUCAGCUGUUACAGCCAAGGCCAUUGAAGCACGGAACGCAAAUCAUGUUAGCAUGUAUACAACCAAUGCUUGCAACGACCACGACAAAUACUAUAAAUGGAAAGGCACUGAUACUUGCAACUGUAUCCCAGUCGACCAAGACGCACAAAGCAUUUUUACCGAUCAUGAGCCCCUCCAAGAUGUCAUUGCAUUCAGCGAUGGUAAUUGCCAGGACACACUUGGACCAAUCAUCAAACAUAAAUGUGACGAGACUGCCCAAAAUACGACAUUUGCGGAAGGACGUAUACGUAGCGUCAUGUUCUGGUUAGGAGGAGCUUGUGAGCUCAAGCAGGCCCUGAGUAGUAUUAUUCCGGACAUUGAGACUGCUCUUCGUAAUGCUGCUGAGUUUGCUUAA
Messenger RNA from Glarea lozoyensis ATCC 20868, 429 nucleotides. RefSeq lists its product as uncharacterized. Bases 1 to 429 code for a protein of 142 amino acids. The record is from RefSeq and is a predicted model, not a curated record. The transcript has 2 exons. NCBI's taxonomy places the organism in Eukaryota, Fungi, Ascomycota, Leotiomycetes, Helotiales, Helotiaceae.